Messenger RNA from Solanum dulcamara, 636 nucleotides. RefSeq lists its product as uncharacterized. Bases 110 to 376 code for a protein of 88 amino acids. The record is from RefSeq and is a predicted model, not a curated record. Gene Ontology annotation, biological process: iron-sulfur cluster assembly. The transcript has a single exon. NCBI's taxonomy places the organism in Eukaryota, Viridiplantae, Streptophyta, Magnoliopsida, Solanales, Solanaceae.
UAUUGAAAAUAUUUUUCUUUUUUGGUUUUAGAACCUGAGAUUUUUCUUGAUAAACCUCAGCGCCGCAUCGACAAACACAAUCGUACUCCUGAAAACCUUGUAGAAAAAAAUGGCAUCGCCGUCACGCCGGGAAGUCCUUACUCUUUUCCGGUCACUUCUACGUACGGCGCGUGAGUUUCCCGAUUACAACGUUAGGGAAUACACUAAGCGCCGAACAAUCGAUGGGUUUCGCCAGAACAAAGACCUCUCAGAUCCUUCUAAGGUCACCGCUGUUUUCUCCGAUGGUAGGGCCCAGCUCGAGGUCGCCAAGAGACAGGCCGUAGUUUACUCUCUCUACGCACCCAAAGUCAAGAGCGUUAUGGAAUUGAACCAGUAACUCCAUUGAAUUUUCGUCAUUUUUAAUCCUUUUUUGAUAAUUAAAACAAUAGAAUAAUUAUGUGAACGUUGAAUAGUUCAGCAAUGAUGGAUGUGAAUCUCUUGAGUUAUGAAUGGUGUUUUGUAGAAAGCCCUAGGGUUUUGGUUCUCUUUUUUGUAUCAUCAAAUAUCAAAUGUGAUGAAUGUCACUACCCUGUAUUGUUGAUGUUCUUUAACUGAUAGUACUUGGUUAUGUAUUUGAAAGAAACGAUUUUCCAUAAA